Molecule: messenger RNA, 4912 nt
Organism: Acyrthosiphon pisum (pea aphid)
Lineage: Eukaryota; Metazoa; Arthropoda; Insecta; Hemiptera; Aphididae
Product: thrombospondin type-1 domain-containing protein 7A
Exons: 22
Coding region: 226-4410 (1394 amino acids)
Source: RefSeq, a predicted model, not a curated record
UCCCCGUGAAUCGAUUUGUCCGCGGCCCGUUUAGGUGUUUUCCAGACGUCUCUGCGUCGCCGUCGCCCGUCGCCGUGCCGCAAACCAACAGCGUAUAAAAUAAUAGCUGUUGACGUUUUCGACUGAAAAAAAUGCCUUUACGCCAGUCGAACAGAUGAACGCCGCAAACGCCGUCCUUUGAGCUCAACCACUGUCCGAGGAGCAUACGCCGUCCAAGAUAGCACGAUGUUUUUCCCCCGCGUCGGAUUGCUGAUCACCUUAUUAGUCUUGCAAAUCAGCUUGUACCGAUGCGGUCUGCCACCACCGUCGAACGAAAUCACUCAAAACUUUCUGUGGAAUACUGAUGCUGUGGAGUGGAGAAUCGGCGAAUGGGAACCGUGCACCAGGUCCGAAGACACCGGCCUGAACGACAACCAGGGUAUACGCCGCAGGAAGAUCACGUGUGUCAUGGUCAUACACGACGGAAUAAAACUCGAGGAACCAGUCAAAACUGAAGACAGUAGUUGCCAAAAUCUAUCACCCGGAACACCUCCUGUAGAAAUAUGUUCACUUGAACAAAACCAAGACUGCGUAGUCACUGAGUACUCAAACUGGACAAUCUGCUGUGGAGGAACACAACGUAGGACGAGAAGUGUAGUAAUUGAGCAGAAAAACGAUGGAGCUAAAUGUCCGCCGCUGACAGAAUCGCGUGUCUGUGUACCGGACGAACCUUCGUGUUCGAACUACUAUCCAUUUGGUUUAUACCAACUGAAAGUCAAUCAAUGGCAGCAGUGUGUUCCGUUUUCCGAACAUACCAUGGGCGACAAUGAUGGCAUACUAAAUUCUGGCUCACAUUCAGAUACAUUUUAUAAACACUGGCCUCAAGUGGGCACACAAAAGCGAUCGAUGAGCUGUUUUGACGAGUCAGGCAUACUCGUUUCUCUCAGCUUUUGCGAAGACAAACAGUUACCCACCAACACCCGGGCAUGUAUCAUUGCUCAAGAUUGCGUUGUAAGCGAUUGGACCGAUUGGGAGAUUACGCAAGGCGGGUGUAUUAGCGCUGGUGGAAAAAUCCGAGCCGAAGAAGCGAUUAGGAAGCGUCAAAUUCUCCGUUUACACGAAGGGCAGGGCUCCCCAUGUCCUCAUCUCGUAGAAACAAGAACUACAAAAGAAAAUUUACCACUGUGUGCUGACAAAUAUAAAUGGCUAAUAUCAAGUUGGAGUAAAUGUUCACAACCAAUUUCUAAUUCAUCAGUUCAAUGUGGUGGUGGGCUUCAAUAUAGGAACAUCACUUGUAUUGAAUUUAUGACUGGUAAAUUUAUGGAUCCGUCAGUUUGUCGUAUUCUGGAUACACCACCAACAAUCCAGAGAUGCGAAAUACCAUGUCCAAGAGAUUGUCAAGUUGGACCGUGGAGUAAAUGGGGCCCUUGCAAGCCAUCAAAAUGUCCCUCUGACCUUGACAAUGAAUCACAAGAAGAAUUUGAAGUCGGAUACAGGAAAAGAACUAGAAUAGCAAUUGUACCACCUAGUGAAUACGGUGUACAAUGUCCCAGUCUAAAUGAAGUACAACCUUGUCAAAAUCCACAAUGUUACGUUUGGGAUUACGAGCAAUGGGGAAGUUGCACGCUUGAUGAACCUACUGAGAAAUGCGGUCCCGGACAAAGGAAUAGACAGGUGUAUUGCACUACACACGAAAAGGAAGUGGUACAUAACUCGUUGUGUUCUAAGCUCAAGCCGUCAGAAUCCGAACCAUGUUCAGUGCCGUGCCCAGAAGAUUGUGUGGUAUCUGGAUGGUCAGACUGGAGUGAAUGUUCCAUGGGAUGUUCCAUCGAAUCCGAUAUAGGCGUUAGAUAUAGAAACCGUACUGUAAUUGGACCUCCAGGAAAAACUGGACACCCGUGUCCGUCCAAAGAUGAUAUGGUCCAGUUUGAAAAUUGUAAUACGCACGGAUGCUAUGGACUGAGCUGGUUAGUCUUACCAUGGACAGACUGCAACGGAACAUGUGACCAUGGAACACAGACAAGAGAAGUUUGGUGCAUGAAAGGAAAUGAUAAAAAAGUCAAAGAUGAAAAUUGCAAGGAAUUACCGAAACCAGUUACUUCGAGAGAUUGUUCCAUAGAUUGUAAAAGUAAAAUAUGUGUUCUUUCGGACUGGAGCGAUUGGUCAGAAUGUCCUCAAGAUUCAUGUAUAAAUGAACAAACGGAUUUAACCAAAUUCAAACGUCAACGGAACCGAGUUAUUCUUGGUGGUGAAUCCUGUGGUCCAAUAUUCGAAGAGGAAUCGUGUCAAAUUCCAAAUAAAAUAUGCCCUAAAUUCAGUUUGGUUUUCGGCGCUUGGUCUCAUUGCGAACUAGCAGAAGGUGUCACCUGCGGCCAUGGCCUGAGAACAAGAGAUUUCCGGUGUAAAGAUAACGAUUCGCUUGUUCACGUUGAGCUGAAAAACUGUCUACAAAACUUAAACGUUACACCAAGUAGCGUUGAACGAUGUCACGUUGACUGCCAAACUCCGUGCCAGAUGACCGAAUGGUCACAUUGGUCGUCGUGCCCUCAGCCAUGUUCGGGUUUACGUACCAGAACCAGGGAGCUUAUUGGAGAUUCUAUAUCGCAUCCGGCUUGCAAAGGAAUACGUCUCGUUGAAACAACGAAAUGCCCGUGCUCUGAAUAUUUCCCGCAGCCUACUUCCGAUUGGUCGUUUUGUUUAACAAACGAAACCGACGGGUGUGGAGCUGGCACGCGAUAUAGGUCAUUGGGAUGUUACAACGUGGACAACCAUCUGGUCGAUCCAGCGCUGUGUGGUGGUAGUACAGGAAUCGAAGAAGAACCAUGUUUGGUACCGUGUUCGAUUGAUUGCCAAAUGUCUGAUUGGAAUGAAUGGGGUGUAUGUAAUAAGCUGUGUGGACCAGGGACGCAUCACCGUUAUAGAACCAUCGAACGAAACGCAGCAAAUGGCGGGAGACCAUGCGGUGAAACGGUACAAACAAAAGUCUGUAACACACCGUGUAACAGUUUCCAGUGGACUACCGAACCAUGGAGCCAGUGCAAAUUACCGGAUAAGGAUAAACAGAAAGGCUGUGGUGAAGGAGAAAUGUUUAGAUUAGUGCGAUGUAUUCACAUAAAUACUGGAAUAGAGUUGUCGGAAGAAUACUGCGAUUGGACCACACGACCAGAUGGAGUAAACUUGUGUACAAUCGCAUGUCCUGGAGAUUGUGUGUUAAGUAGCUGGUCGGAUUGGUCAAUUUGCCCAAAAGAUUGCCUAUCGUCGCAAGAACAACAGCGGACCAGGUUGUUACUCAGAAGCCAGAGCCCUACCGGAGCAAAUUGUCCAAUAGCCAUACAAACACAACCGUGUCACUUGAACUUCACAUGCUUUAAAUAUUCUUGGAAAACAAUAACAAAUGUAUCAUGUCUGCCUUUGGGCGGCAGUCCAUGUGGUGAAGGCAUGACUGUUGGAGCGGUGUAUUGUGAGAGGAGCGAUGGUAGAACUGUUUCAGACCGGUUUUGUGCCGAUCAGCCAAGACCAAAUCCGUUGGACAAAUGGUGCUAUAUCGAUUGCCCAGUCGAUUGCGCUCUUGAAGGCUGGUCACCGUGGAAUUCGAGUUGCUCUUGCAACGACACAGGAGUGUCACGCAGAGCUUAUACCGCUAUGAACCCGAGUGCAACGGGCAGACAAUGCCCCAUGACCGUCGAACAAUGGAAACCUUGUCCAGCCGUACCGUGUUAUAGUUGGUCGCUCGGCCCGUGGUCAGCAUGUCAACUUCAUGGAGCCGCUUGUGGACAUGGUGUGACCAACAGGAACGUGACGUGCGUGAGGACCAAUGACGGAGAAACGGUCGAGUCAACAUUCUGUGGCUCUUUGGGGCAGCAAAAACCGCUUUCCUGGCAGAACUGUUACGUGUCCUGCGGUCCUGGCUGCACCCUGUCCGAGUGGAGCCAGUGGUCGCACUGUCACGGGGAUUGCGAGAAGGAGACUAUUGGCUACGAGACGAGAUCCCGUACGGUAAUAUCGCAAUCGCCGGCCGGAACCACCGCCUGCACCGAUCCUCUGUGGGAGACCCGUGAUUGCCGCAUACCGCCUUGCAUGACCUACGAUUGGGCACUGACCCCGAACGCCGACGUCAUAUGCCGCAGAUCUGACGGGCUCGUGGUUUUGGAAUCUUCUUGCAACCAAUCGGAAAAACCAAAAUCAAUGUGCAGUACUUUGCAAGGCAGCUAUAUAUGCACCAAGGACAUUUGUAUGCCAGACGACAAAUUGCAAUGCGACCAGAUGACCACUUGGGAGCAGCUUAAACACGAUCCACGCGUCGUCGAAUACAUAUUUUGCUUUGGAUUUGUAGUAAAAAUGGUCAUCAUAAUUGGUGUGAUCCUCUAUUUCUUGCGUCGUUCAAAGAAACAAAACGAGUGCAAAUACCACAAACAACCGGAUUUAGCGUAAACUAUAAGCAACAUGGCAAACCGAACAUAUUUACAUAUUAUUAUAAACUAUAAUAUAAUACCACAUUUUUAAAAUUAUACAAUUUACUUACAAUUAAGAUAUCCCCCAUCAUUAGUUAGGUAUUAUCUAAAACUAACAUAAUUUAAUGAUUGAAUGAUAAUAAUUAUUUGCUAAACUUUAGAUAUUAUGGAUCAAUGAAUUUUGUUUUUUAUUAUUUUUUUUCUUUAGAAUAUUAAUCAUAUUAUAUAUUACACGUAUUAAAUAUUAUGAGGAACUUGAAUGUUUUGUAGUUUCUUAGAAUUUUUCUCGAAAAUGCAAAUCAAAUUUACUUACUUUUUCAUAAUAUAUAUAAUAAUUAUAAUAUAUACUUACUAUGGUUAUGAAAAUUUGUUCAACUGUUUGUUUUAAUUCUUGUUCAUGUUUUUGAAUUUAUGUUUUUGUUAUAUGUUAUGUUAGCAUGUAUUACAUUUUUUUUUAUCAUACAUAAAUAUUACAUAAUACG